UCGCGCAGCAGAGCCACGGAGGGCUGUUCGACUUCUCAAUGGACUGGAACACGGAGGACUUCCUCCGCUCUCCCAGUGGUCCGCUCGAAAUCAGUAUUGGCCGCCUUUCGCCUGUCCAGCACGAGGCGAACGAUUUCCAGCAGGAGCAGUUCGCGCAACUCUUACAGCAGUUCGACUUCUCGCAGGUGAACGAGGCGUCUGGGUCCGGUUUGAGUAUCGUAGAGCGAGACUACGAGGAGGCUGGACCUCCGUCGCUGGAUAACGAUGCGCAGCGCGGGAGACAGAGGACGCGAAUGAGCAAGCGAGAGAGCAGCCUACCUCCAGAAGAUGCGCCCGAGUCACUGUUCCAGUAUUUGCAGCUGAAUGCACAAGUCUACGACCAAGAGGAGCCCUACGCGCCGCACCACAUGCAACCUGUGCUCACUGCAGAUGUGAUACCUUCGUCAGAGUGCGAGGAACCUACUCCGGCCAUGAGGACGAUGCCGGGUGGUUGGGGGACGGAUGCUGCGUGAAUUCGAUGCGAACACCCAUGCUACGAUGGUUUCCAAAUGGCGAAUGACGUGCGGGUGGGCUCGGAUUCUCGCUCUGGGUCUUCAUGCUGAGUGGCCCGCUCACUCACUCGUCUACUCUGCGCACGCACACGUCGGCUCGGUCUUCAUCUCGAGAGCGGCCAUGCGUGCAGGUCAGACCCUCUUGAACGGACACCAGGUGCUUUUCCAAUGCUACGUGUUUCUUACGGUGAAACCCUCGCUUCGUUCCUCUAGCUAUGUGACGCGCUUCUUUGGACUUUGGGCUUUGCGUCUGCGCAGCCUGACAACCG
Molecule: messenger RNA, 820 nt
Organism: Laetiporus sulphureus 93-53
Lineage: Eukaryota; Fungi; Basidiomycota; Agaricomycetes; Polyporales; Laetiporaceae
Exons: 1
Coding region: 39-512 (157 amino acids)
Source: RefSeq, a predicted model, not a curated record